Micromonas commoda is the source of this 1809-nucleotide messenger RNA. RefSeq lists its product with no specific name. The record is from RefSeq and is a predicted model, not a curated record. Bases 1 to 1806 code for a protein of 601 amino acids. Lineage: Eukaryota; Viridiplantae; Chlorophyta; Mamiellophyceae; Mamiellales; Mamiellaceae. The transcript has a single exon.
AUGGUGCGCUCGGGUGGUCUGCUAGACGACCCAAGAGGGCUCGACAAGGCACGCCCGAGGACAUGGAGACGAAGACUCAUCCGUCUCGUCUCCCUCGGCGUGGUGGUCUACGCCGCCAACGCCCUCCUGGGCCUCGCCGAGCCGGCACCCUCCUCUAGGCAGAUCCGCGGGGUCUCAUCGUCCGGCGACCCGGACUGCGUCCGCGGCGGCGUCCAGUGCGACGCGAACCCCGCGAACCCCGCGCGUCCCACGAUCGACGCGGUGGCUCUGAGGCUGCCGGAUCCCGACCCGAGCAGCGGCAAGUCGCGGUUCUACUCCGCCAACCACUGGUUCCACGUGUCCGAGUUUCACGCGAGGAAUCACGCGAGGCUGCGAUCGAUCGACGCGCUUCCGCCGCUUCGCCGGGGCAACGGGGUGGUCAUCGCGCUGGCGGACGACGCGUGGAAGGCUCAGCUGAGGCCGAUGACGCGGCUGCUGCUUGCGGCGGCGUACACGGACGGACGCGCGUCGCGGGUGAGCUUCGCGCUGCCCUCAUCCGUCCAGAACCACAACCGCGAUGGCACCAGGUGGGGCCGAGGCCUCGACGGAUCCACCGGCUUGGCGUGCGGGUGGAGUAAAACGUCGUGGCACGUCACCCCCGAACAGCCCCUGCGCGAUAGGUUCGUCAAGUGCGCGGGGUGGAGCGGGCGAGGGACGAGCUGCGAACCCGCGGACGCGACGCUCGCGACGGACGGCGGCGGCGACGUCACCUUCGGCGCGGUCAAAUCCGAGCGAGGCGAUUGGGCUCCGACGCUUCGCGACGUGCGCUCGCUGAGGGACACCAUCGACCGGCUGUGCGCCGAGGGGGGUGCCGAAGGGGGUGCCGAAGGGGGUGCCGAAGGGGGCACGUCUCGGCGCCUCGAGGCGAAGGAGGGUAAGGCGGAUACACAGGGCAAGGCGGAGCGGGCUGUUGCCGAGCUGGAGGGGCACGCGUGCAUGGGGGGCGGCGGUGUCACGACUUUCCGCCACGUCGUCGUCUACCAGCGCGACGCUGGCAGGCGUUUGGAGGGUGCGGAGGAGGCGGCGAACGCGCUCGUGCGGGCUCUUCCCGGCGGUACCGGGGCGUGGAGGCACAGCGUGGUGACGCACCACGAAAACUUACCCCCGUGUCUCUUAAAGCGGUGCCUGGGCAACGCCGACGUGCUCGUCACCCCGCACGGUUUUCAGUCGAUGCUCUACAUCCUGUUGAAGCCCGGCGCGAUGAUGUACGAGGUGUUUCCGCACAGGUACUACAAGCACGGGUACAAGCGCGCGGCGCUGGAGUGGGGCUUGGCGCACGGCAUGUCGCUGUCGCCGCCCCGGGGCGCGCUGCCGACGCUCAUAUCGCGCGCGUUCACCACCGGCGGGUGCAUGUCGAUGUACUACUGCAGGUACUUUGCGAGAAAAGGGGACGUGGCGUUGGAGGCGCGGGACGUGGAGGCCAUCGCGAGGGCCGUGAGGGCGUCGGACAGGGACGCGCAGGGCGUCGCGCUGGACCCUCGCGGUUCGCAGAGGUGGAUGCGAGAUCCGAACGGCGCCGUCGGUCGUCGGGAGUGCUUAGCCGCGUGCGCCGCUAACCACUCGUGCCAGCGGAUCAAACUCGUCGAUGACGGCGGCGGCGAAAGUGGCGGUUCGGAUUCCCCCGGCGGUUCGGAUGACGAAACAGAGGCGUCGUUGGAGAAUGGGGGCGUUUGUAUGCUGAGGGUGGACUCGGAGCAAGGGGAGCGCGACGGGGACGUCAUCGGCGCGGGAAUCUACAACAACAAGUGUUGGGUGCCGGGUUGCUGAUGA